AUGGGACCAGACUACGCCGACGUUGCUCGGCCGCUGGUUGAUCUAACGCGUAAAGACGUCAGUUUCAAAUGGACAGAGCUUCACACGCAAGCGGUGCGGCAGCUCAAACAGCGUUUAAUAGACUUCACUACCUUACAGGUCCCCGACACGACGAAGCCCUUCGAGUUAUACACAGAUGCCUCUGGUUACGCAGUCGGAGCAGUUCUUGAACAAGACGGUAAACCCAUCGGCUUCCUCAGUCAAGUCAUGAACCCCACGCAGCAGAGAUACUCGAUCUACGAUCAGGAACACUUGGCGUUGGUCACGGAGCUGGACAAGUGGGCGCACUUGCUCCGUGUCUCCAAGGUGACGGCUUUCACGGAUCAUCAAGCUCUAACCCAUCUCCAACGACUCCAAGCAUCGAAGCCUCUGCGCGGACGCACCGCCCGGUGGCUAGACUUCCUUGCAGAGUUCCCGGAUUUGCACAUCACGUAUGUUCAGGGAGCGCGCAAUCAAGUUGACGACGCCUUGUCUCGCCGUCCCGGCCUCUCUAACACCUGCUCGCACGACACACCAUCGGCACCGCUGAUGCUCGCAACAGGAGAAGCGAGCGCGGCUCCCAGCUCCCGCGGUCCGCCUCCCAACUAUCGCGAGCUCGCCGGAAUUCGCCCGCGCCGCCCUCGACGACACAGCACGCAGUCUGCGCCUUCCCCUGCGCCGCAGGAACCCAACCCAGAGCCGGAACCUCCUGCACUUACAACGAAGGCUCCCGCUGGUCCCCCGGACGCGCGCCAUUGGCUGCAAGCGUACUCGAAGUGUCCUGUUUUUCGAGUUCCCUACGAAGACGCAGCAAACCAACCAGGAGAAGCUCUGCAGAUCGAGUUCUGUCACCGCCAAUCUACCUUUCGCUACGUAGAGCCUUACCUGCACAUCCGCGUUCAUGGACUGUGGCGCAUCUGCGUCCCCCAGUUCCCUGAGUUCCUUACUCACGUUCUGCAUUCGCAUCACGACCAUGUCACAGCCGGCCAUCGAGGGCAGAAAAAGACCUUUGCAGCCCUCAGCAAGCUCUACUACUGGCCUGGAAUGCGUGCCUAUACCACCGCUUAUGUUGAGUCAUGCACCCACUGUCGCGCUUCAAAAUCCCUUAACCAGAAGCCUGCAGGCCUUCUUCAACAGUUGCUCAUCCCUUCUCGUCGAUGGGCACACGUGAGCCUCGAUUUCAUCACAGAUCUUCCCCUUACAUCGACAGGGCACGACUCGAUCCUUGUCAUGGUCGAUUGCCUCAGCAAGAUGCCUCAUCUCGUUCCUGCAAAGAAAUCUUUCACAGCAGCAGACACCGUGGAGCUCCUCGCAGACCGCCUUAUCCGCUACCAUGGAUUUCCAGAGGCGCUUAUAUCGGACCGAGACUCCCGCUUCCAGUCGGAUCUUUGGAACCAACUCUGCCGCCGCUUUAACAUCAAACGGUGCAUGUUCUCGUCCUACCAUCACCAAAGCGACGGCCAAACUGAACGGGUUAACCGCACACUGGAGCAGAUGCUUCGUACCUAUAUCAAAUCUGACGAACGCGAGUGGGAGCGUUUGCUUCCGGCCUUGGAACUUGCCUACAACACAACAAGUCAUUCAUCCACUGAGUUCUCUCCCUUCGAGGUCAUGAUUUUCGAGAACCCGUUGGCUGCUGCGGACCUUGAUACCGUAGGCGCGUUAGCUCCUACGCUGACUCCUCCGAUGACUAUGCUUUUCCGGCAGCUCUGCGACAGAGCACAGAGUCACAUCCUGAAGGCCAAAUGGCAGCAGAAGUACUACGCAGACACAAAGCAUCGAGCAGUGGAGUAUGCGGUGGAAGACAAGGUCUGGCUCAGCAGCAGGCACCUACCGCCUUUCCACAGCUGCCCUAAGUUCGAGCCCCGUUACCGCGGGCCCUUCGAAGUCAUCGAACGCAUAGGAACUGUCGCUUACCGUCUCGCUGUGCCUCCCACCUAUGAAUGCCAUAACGUUUUCCACGUUUCGCAGCUAGUUCGGUUCCCUCGGCAGCCGACGCCGCCUGGCCUCCUAUGCACGAUGCAGCAGGCAAUCCCACAGAGGAAUACGAAGUCGACUAAAUAA
Eimeria necatrix is the source of this 2082-nucleotide messenger RNA. RefSeq lists its product as hypothetical. The record is from RefSeq and is a predicted model, not a curated record. The transcript has a single exon. Gene Ontology annotation, molecular function: nucleic acid binding. Bases 1 to 2082 code for a protein of 693 amino acids. Gene Ontology annotation, biological process: DNA integration. Lineage: Eukaryota; Apicomplexa; Conoidasida; Eucoccidiorida; Eimeriidae.